Symbiodinium sp. CCMP2592 is the source of this 2571-nucleotide messenger RNA. The record is from the annotation of a GenBank genome assembly. Lineage: Eukaryota; Dinophyceae; Suessiales; Symbiodiniaceae.
AUGACGACAUUGACAUGGUCAGCGACAGCGUCGCCAGACCGUGCAAAGGAUGUGCUGAGCAUCGCUUCGUUCAUGACCAGUGCCAAUGUUGAGGUUAUGAAAGGUUUCCUCUUCGAUGAACCAGAAGAGUCUGGUCAAAUCUACAGUUUGGGCUUGAAAGGUUUGAGGGAAUGGCUACUCUAUGACUUCCCGAAUGAAGCUGUGGACGAUGUGGUUGACCCAAACACAAAGCCGGUCGUGAAGGAAACAAUCCUAUGCACGAGGACCUCAGUGGAUCAGGCAUUGUCUCUGUUGUCGGAAGCACAGCAUCUGCGCAGUGAGCUGUUCAUGUCUUUGGCAAAGGCUGCUUCGACGGCACAAUACAUGAUCGACGGCAUCAGAAAAAGCUACGGGACGACGGACCUGCUUGCCAACCGAAAGGUGGCACUGACGGAGAAGUGGCUGGAAGAUGAAAAAAAAAGGAUCCGACAUGAUGCUGACGAGAAGGAUAAUACAGCCCAGGUGGCGGUGCAUGCCGCUUCGGAGCACGUCCUUGCAAUGUUCCGAAAGGUGCCUGAGUCGGCAUGGGGUCCUAUGAUGUGUGAAAAGCUGGGCCAGUGGACCGAGCUUGAAGCUACGCAGAUUGAAGCUAUCAAGGUUGUGCAGGCCAGGGUGAAUGCAGGCUUGGCUCCGAAUCUAGAGGCGCCGCAGGAUUUGAAGCAACGUGUUCUGGGAUCUGCAACACCGCAGAAAGGCGAAUCUGCAAGAGCUGUUCAUGAACUGGAGGCCGGGUAUCAUGACCAUACGAGGGAUGCUGCAGCUGGGCAACCAGCUGAGAUGCAGCAGCUUGUGCUAUGCUCCCCGGAUCCCGCCCUCCCGAUUCCAGCCGCGCCCAAUGAUGUGCUUGGCCGUGGAAUCAGCUCGGAUCGGCAGCCAGAUGUCGAUGCCUUCGAUGAGGCGGCUUUCCAUGCCGAGCUGUGUGAAAUGAUGAAAUCUCCACUACCGACCAAUGCUCAGGUGGAAUCCAAGCCGGCAGAGACGGGUGGGAAGACUUCUGGUGAUGGCCUCAGCACCGGAGCAUCUGGCGAUCCCGAUAUCAAGACUUCUGGUGAUGGCAUCAGCAUCAAAGCAUCUCGCAGUCCCGGUAUCAAGACUUCUGGUGAUGGCUUCAGCAUCGCAGCAUCUCGCAAUCCCGGUAUCAAGACCCCUGGUGCAUCUCGCAAUCCCGAUAUCAAGACUUCUGGUGAUGGCAUCAGCAUCGCAGCAUCUGGCAAUCCCGGUAUCAAGACUUCUGGUGAUGGCGUCAGCAUCGCAGCAUCUCAGAAUCCCGGUAUGAAGUCUUCUGGUGACGGUAUCCCAGAUGUCAAGACUGGUGGAAGCAUCCCUACCCAGGUGCCCAAGUCCGCGAUCGGCUCUAUGGUGAGUGCCCUGAACCGCAGGGACACCGCUGAGCUCUUGCAGGACGGAAACAUGCAAAGCCAGCAGGAGGCAGAUGAGGCUACACUUGCGUUGGCUGAAGCAGAGGCUGAAAGAGAACGGCUGGCUAUCAAGGCUUCCAAGGUCCGAAUUGCCCACAAGCUGUUCUUGAUGCUGCUGCCAACCGCUAUCGCAGUGACUCGGCCUAUUCUUGACCGUGAUAUCUUGGAUGCUCUCUAUGAUGAGUGGGUCAAGUCUGGGGAAAAGUGGCUCGAAUCUACGAUCUACCUGGAGGCGAAGCGGAAGGAAACCACGCAAUACAAGGGACAGGAGCGCUACAUCUCCAAAAAGACUAUCCGGGAAAAGCACGGCAAGUUGCAAGCGGAAAACUUGGUCAAAGAGAAGAAAAUGCUGCAAGAGCAGCAUGGAAACAAGUACGAUAAUAUGCCCCAUUGGAUGGAGCAUCCAGAUUUCAGGGGAGUGGAGGAUGAAGAGCUUUUCUUGAUCUUCGACGACUUUGUGAUUGAGAACAAGGCAAAGGACACAAAGGCGACGACGUUUGGCACCGGGGCAAACCUGGAUGGGGCCAUGACUGGCCAGAUUAUGUCCCCUGAUCCUAUGUAUCGCACUGAUGUGUCUUUUCCGCCUGCCAUUAUGCAGUCGGGGGCACUCCGCACCGGCUUGACGGCCCCUCCAGUGGCGCUCAACCUGAGUGGGACAGUCAAUCAACCGUAUGGGCAGGGCUCGAGCAAUCCUGCUUCUAAAGGUGGGCAGAAAGGUGGUGGCAAAGGGCAUAGUCGAUCCAACCGAAGUCAUCAUGCGGCCUCGCCGAAGCGGGGUGUGUCAAAGGCUACACCUCUGACGCAGGCCACUGCCAAGUUACGCGAUGCUUCAUCUAAACUCAUAGAUGCAAAAUGCUGGACCUCUAUCAUCGAGGAGAAGACUGAGAUCUCCCAGGCUAUGAAAGAUGGCUAUGCGACAGAUAUGAAGAAGCACCGUGAGUUGAUGCAGGAUGCAAGCGAAAAGCUCCAGCAUGCUACCUUGACAGGACCGAAGGAUGGUGAUACGCUAAGUCCUUUGACUGAGAUCUUGGAUAAAGCAGUGGAGGGCUACAAUGCCUUCGUCAAGACAGUCAAAGUUGUCUUUGCUCUUUGGUAUUUUAUUGUAGACUGUUGA